Molecule: messenger RNA, 2052 nt
Organism: Toxorhynchites rutilus septentrionalis
Lineage: Eukaryota; Metazoa; Arthropoda; Insecta; Diptera; Culicidae
Gene: clt
Product: acetylcholinesterase
Exons: 4
Coding region: 330-1991 (553 amino acids)
Source: RefSeq, a predicted model, not a curated record
AAUAUUAAAAAGAGUGAUAUUUAUUCAUUUAAACUUUUUGACGAAUGGGUUCAACUACUUUAAAAGAAUGGAUGGUGAUCUUUGGUUCGUAAAUUGUGAAACUGUUGCAUUGAAUGGACUUUGACUCUUACGCGUAUGCUAUAUGCGUAUGCGUAUGGGUGUAUGUGUGGUUGAUUAAGCUUUUCUCGGCAUCUUUGCAUCUCUCUGAACGGGUCGGACUGUUAAUUACUAUUUAUCUACUACUAAAGAAUGCUUGCGGAUCUGUAUUAAGUGUAAUGAAUGUUUUUGUGGCAUCUAUCCUACAAUCAUCCCUUUCUUAUAGAAGAUAGAUGAGUGCUAACAGUCGAAUCAAUGUGAAGGUCGCCCAGGGUACCGUUUGCGGUGUCAGGGAAAGUCUUCCCAAUGGUGGCGAUUCUUUCGCGUUUAGGGGUAUUCCCUACGCGAAACCCCCGGUUGGAUUGUUACGCUACAGAGCGCCUCAACCAUUGGACAAGUUCCAGUUUCCGGUGCUGGACUGUAGUGCCGAGAGGGAUGUGUGUUUCAGUAGAAAUAUGUUCACCCAAGAAAUCGAGGGUUCGGAAGACUGUCUUUAUCUCAAUGUUUACACACCAAAAGUGGACAGUGAGGGCAAACCGUUGCCGGUGAUGGUGUUUAUCCAUGGAGGCGCGUUUUUAUUUGGAAGUGGAAACAACGACUGCUAUUCACCCGAGUAUUUACUGCAAGAAGGGGUUGUUGCAGUCACGUUGAACUAUCGCUUAAGUUCGCUAGGAUUCUUGUACCUUCCAAGUCAAGGCAUUGAAGGCAAUGCAGGACUGAAGGACCAGCUGAUGGCACUGAAAUGGGUCAACCAAAACAUUGCCAAAUUUGGUGGAGAUUCAAAUAAUGUCACGCUGUUCGGAGAGAGUGCUGGGGCCGCUUCGGUCCACCUGCAUCUGUUGUCAGAGAACUCUAGAAAAUAUUUCCAUAAGGCUAUCUGCCAGAGUGGGUGCAGUAUUAUGGAGUGGGUUAUGCAGCGCGACCCAGAAGAAAAAGCAAGAACUCUCGCAAAGUUGAUUGGUUGUGAGGAGAAAACUGAUGAAGAUGUAUACGAAACGCUCAUGACAGCUUCAACGGAGGAUGUGGUGGCACGGGCUGUCGCUGUUCUCACCCAGGAUGAGAGAAUCCGUGGGUUACCCAUGCCUUUCAAGCCGGUGGUGGAAAGCGUUGACGCAACCGAUGCCGUGGUUACGAAGCCCCCUUUAGAGGUGAUGAAGACACCGAACAGCAUUUUUGAUAUUCCCGUGAUAAUGGGUGUGAACAAUCGGGAAGGAACCAUUAUGUUGUUGGACGCUAUCAAAAAGCUGGAUUUGUAUGACAACGAUAUGGCUAGACUGAUUCCAAGAACUGUGAACGUAAAUCCAGGAACGAAAGCGAGUAAUGAAUUGGGGGAGGAGAUAAAAAAGUUCUAUUUUGGGGAUAAGAAUGUCUGUAAGGAAACGCUUCCAUUGUUAGCAGAUUUGAUGAGUGAUUAUCAUUUUGGCAUUUUUGCCAAUGCCUGCGCCGAGUUGCAUUCCAAAUAUCAACACCGAUCCCCACUGUAUUAUUACAACUUUAGCUUCGAUGGGAUGCUGAAUAUGUAUAAAACACUGCUACAGCUAAAGAUUCCAGGUGCUUGCCACGCAGAUGAGCUAUCUUAUCAGUUCUUAUUCCGAAUGGCUCCGGUUGAAGUCGCGCCCGAUUCUCCAGAGGGGCUUGUUCGUUACUACAUGUGUCGAAUGUGGACCAACUUUGCGAAGCAUGGCAACCCAACACCGGUGGAUGACAUAACGCUUCCGUUUCGCUGGGACCCAGUUGCCAAGAUGGAGCCUGACUCAAAACAGAAGUUCGAGCUUCAUUGUUUAGAUAUCAGUGCCCAACCGAAGAUGGUACCAAGUCCAGACAAAUCGAGAAUCGAUUUUUGGAGGGAGAUUUAUAGGCGGUUUAAUGACGAUAUUUUGAAGGUGAAGCUGUAACAGUAACGGAUCGGUGUUUUUGUAACAUUUGACUGGUUAUAUUAAAAUUGGGCUUGGUAUA